Messenger RNA from Cryphonectria parasitica EP155, 306 nucleotides. RefSeq lists its product as uncharacterized. The annotation marks the transcript as partial. NCBI's taxonomy places the organism in Eukaryota, Fungi, Ascomycota, Sordariomycetes, Diaporthales, Cryphonectriaceae. The record is from RefSeq and is a predicted model, not a curated record. The transcript has a single exon.
UCGCUAUCCUUCACCCCCAACUCCGUGACCGCCAACCCAGGAGACAUUGUUCAGUUCCAGUUCGCUGCCGUCAACCACUCCGUCACCCAGUCCCUCGAGGCCUCCCCCUGCCAGCCCGUCGACGCCACCAAUGGCGGCACCGUGAAUGGCGUGCACAGCGGCUUCAUCGUGUUUGACCAGGCCGCGGGCGACAGCGCCAUGGUUGGGACGUUUGAUGUGCCCGUCGCGGAUACGGAGCCUAUUUUUUUGUAUUGUGCGCAGGCCACGCACUGUCAGAGCGGGAUGGUUAUGGUGAUUAAUGGGUGA